CAUCUUGGACAAAAGGACGGUACCAUGAAGUCUAUUUUGUUAGCAGGCAUCGAAACACCUGAUCCUGUCUAUUUCUGUACUGUUGAAGCGCCAUCCGAAGCAUCGAAUUUGGAAUUCGAAAAGGCGUUGCAUGAACUUGCGGUGGAGGAUCCAUCAAUGCAAGUGCGAAUUGAUAACGAAUUGGGGCAGACAAUAAUUGGAGCAAUGGGCGAACUGCACGUUGAAGUUAUCAAAGAUCGGCUUAAACGUGAUUAUGGCCUCAAUGUGUUCCUGGGACCGUUGCAGGUAUGUUUUUUCAUAUCAGUAGGUGACCAAUUCUUCACGUUUGUUCAAGAGACGCUAUUGAUGCUGUGA
Gongylonema pulchrum is the source of this 354-nucleotide messenger RNA. The record is from the annotation of a GenBank genome assembly. NCBI's taxonomy places the organism in Eukaryota, Metazoa, Nematoda, Chromadorea, Rhabditida, Gongylonematidae.